Molecule: messenger RNA, 5098 nt
Organism: Centrocercus urophasianus (Greater sage-grouse)
Lineage: Eukaryota; Metazoa; Chordata; Aves; Galliformes; Phasianidae
Gene: CC2D2A
Product: coiled-coil and C2 domain containing 2A
Exons: 35
Coding region: 33-4796 (1587 amino acids)
Biological process (GO): protein localization to ciliary transition zone; non-motile cilium assembly
Cellular component (GO): ciliary transition zone
Source: RefSeq, a predicted model, not a curated record
GCAACCGUGCUUGAACUGAGAACUCCAUCAGUAUGGCACGAGGAACAAAUCCCUCCAUGGACACAGGCAACUGGUGCGAGGAGAUAAGCAACGAAGGAAGAUGCCUUAGGGAACUGCCGGGACCUCCCGGGUCCCCCGAGCCGCGGGCAAAGCGAGAGAACGUCGCCGACAUGGCAGCAGAGCCGGCGGCCACUGCCCCUCCGACGCUGCGCAGCUUGCCCCCUGUGCCUUCUACAUCAAGAAUGGGAUUUUCAGAACUUUCCAUCAGGGAGCGUAUGAGAGAGAAACUAAAAGCAGCCAGGUCAAAAGCAGAAGCUUCUUUAUCUCAAGAAGACCCAGGUCCACGGCCAAGGCAUUUAAAAAGCAUCAGGGAAAGGAAAGCAGAACUCAGAUUGGAUAAAGGGUCUGGUGAUAAACUUGAAGAGAUGAGGGAUGAAUCUCUCUUGUCAUCAAAAAUAAAGUUUUCUGAUUCUGUGAAAAAACUCAAGCAGAAGUCAGAGGCCCAGAGUGAUUAUCCUUCUGCUGAAGAAGCAUAUAAUUUCUUUACCUUCAAUUUUGAUCCUGAACCAGAGGGUAUAAAGGCGGGAGCACGGAAAAGGAGUGAAUUAAAUGAAGAAGAGGCAGAAGAAUAUGUAGAAACCCAUGAGGAAGAACAAGAGGAGGAUGAAACGGAUGAAGAUGCACGCCUAGUUAAAGAUGCUGAUCUGUUCAUGAUGGGACAGGCAGAUGAAGAUUUUCUAAUAAUGAAGCCUGCUGAGUGUGAAAGAUACUCUGAACAACUGCAAAAAGAGAAAGAAUUUCUGUUCAUUCCCAGCAUGCAGACAGUGCCUACUUCUCAGAAGAUGCCUGAAAACAUGCAGCCUAGGUACCUUGAGGAUGAGGGUCUUUAUGCAGAAGAAAGGCCCUUUGUAUCACCAUCUAAUCAAAAUAUUUUGGAAAACAGAAUUCUGAGACAGGAGCAAGGGAAAGAGUGGUUUGGUGAUGAUGGCAGAAUCUUAGCAUUGCCUAAUCCAAUUAGACAGUCUUCCACUAGGCCUCCAGUAUUCUCAUUGGAAGAAGGCAUUGUACCAGAACUUGAAACAAUCUAUAGAAAGGCAAUAAAAACAACAGCUGCCAAUCAGUAUCUCGUUGGACCUGGAGAUUUUCAGGGGCCCUUUCAACUGGAUAUUGAUAUUUCUGGACUAAUAUUCACACAUCAUCCCUGUUUUAGCCGUGAACAUGUGUUAGCAGCUAAGCUGGCUCAGUUAUAUGAUCAGUAUUUAGCCAGAAAACAGAAGAAUCUUACCGAACUUCUCACAGACAAGCUGCGUGCUUUGAGGAAUGCUGUGCAGCGUAGUGCUGACAGUGCUGGUGCUUCUGGUCCUACAGCACAACAGAGCAUACCUGAAUACAAAAUUGAAAUCAGGCAAACCAGAAGACUUCGUGAUGCUGAACAAGAAAAAGAUAGAAUGUUGCUUAAAAGUAUUGUAAAAGUUUGGAAAGAAGUGAAAUCCCUCCGUGAAUUUCAGAAGUUCACUAACACACCCAUGAAGCUUUGUUUGAGGAAGGAAGAAGUUGAUCACAGAUCUGAUGAGAAAGCAUAUGAAGCAGAAAUUCAGGCUGAGAUAAGUGAAUUACAGGAAGAAUACAUGGAAGAAUAUGAAAAGAAAAUGGAGGAGUAUAAAACUGAUCUACAAGAGUGGAAGUCCUGGAAGAAGGCACAGAAGUCCAAAAAGAAAAAGAAGAGGAAAGACCUUCAAGAAGAAGAAUCAAUAGAAGAUUAUGAUCUUGGUGAAGAACUUAUGAAACCCAUCCCCCCUAAAAUGGUCGAUAGCCUGGAAAUAGAGCAGCAGGUUAGAGAAAAAGCUAACAACUUCAGAAGGAAACCUGGAGAGCCUGCUUUAAUUCCUGAACUAGUCUUGUCAGGAAGCGUAACUCCAAGUGAGCAGUGUCCUCGGGCAGAGGUUUUACGACGGGAAGAUGUAAACAAACGCUCGGCAUUUAUAAAAGUCUUUUUCAACUCCAAAGAAGUGUCAAGGACUGUUACUCGACCACUAAGUUCAGAUUUCAGAGUUCACUUUGGACAGAUUUUCAAUUUACAAAUAUUCAACUGGCCAGAGAGUUUGAAGCUACAGAUCUAUGAAACAACGGGGCUGAGCAGUACCACCUUGCUGGCCGAAGUUUUCAUACCUGUACCUGAGACAACAGUUCUGACAGGCAGUGCUCCCAUGGAGGAGAUAGAGUUCAGCAGCAAUCAGCGUGUGGUGCUGGACCAUGAAGGAGUUGGGAGUGAUGUAUCCUUUUCAUUUGAAGCUGAUGGUAGCAACCAAAUGACUUUAAUGACUUCUGGGAAAGUAUCUACUAGUGUUUCUUGGGCAGUUGGAGAAAAAGGAAUCCCCCUAAUUCCUCCAGUAUCUCAGCAAAACACAGGAAUUCCAAGUGCUUUAAAAAAUCUUGAUGCUAUUGCAUCCAUUGGCACGUCGGGCUUAACUGACAUGAAGAAAUUGGCUAAGUGGGCAGCAGAAACAAAACUUGAUCCAAAUGACCCAAACAACGCAGCUCUGAUGCAGAUGAUUAUGAUCGCUAGUAGUGGAGAGGCCAAUAUUCCUGAUUUCUUCAGACUGGAACAGUUGCAGCAAGAAUUUAACUUUGUUUCUGAUGAAGAAUUUAAUAGAUCAAAGAGAUUCCGACUCUUGCAGCUCAGGAAUGAGGAGGUGGCAGAGUUCCGAAACUAUAAGCAAGUCCCUUUACAUGAACGAGAAAUCAGUGAGAAACUUUUCCAGGAAUAUGAGAAAAGACUACACGAGAGGGAUGUGGUUGACAAUAAGCAUUACCUGGAUGCACGCAGAGCUGUUGUUGCCAGCUAUCUGCAAAAGGUUCGAGAAUCAGUAAUUAACCGUUUCCUCAUAGCAAAGCACCAUUUCCUUCUCUCUGACCUGGUCAAUGAAGAGGAGAUUCCUACUCUGGGUAUUUUGGGACUUGGCCUCUUUAAACUGGCAGAGCCAAAACGACCAUUAAAGCCAAGAAGAAAGGAAAGGAAGAAGGUCACAGCACAGAACUUAUCAGAUGGAGACAUUAAGCUGUUAGUGAACAUCAUCAGAGCUUAUGAUAUUCCAGUGAGAAAACCAGCCACGAGCAAACUUCAACAACCAUCCAAAUCUUCCAGAUCCUUUAAUGAGAUGUUUGCAGCCUCUUCAUCUGCUCAGAGCCUAGCCAACAAUGCAGAUUGGGCAUUUGACCAGGUUUUAGUCCGUCCAUUUGUAGAAGUUUCUUUUCAGAGAACAGUCUGUCGGACAACAACAGCAGACGGCCCAAACCCCAACUGGAAUGAGGAGCUUGAGUUUCCAUUUAGAGCUCCUAAUGGAGACUACAGCACCCAUAGUUUGCAGUCAGUGAAGGAUGAGGUGUUCAUUAAUAUUUUUGAUGAAGUACUACAUGAUGUUACAGAGGAUGAUCGUGACAGAGGAAGUGGUAUCCACACUCGUGUCGAGAGGCACUGGCUGGGGUGUGUUAAGAUUCCCUUUACUACAAUAUAUUUUCAGGCUAGGAUUGAUGGUACGUUCAAGGUGAAUAUUCCUCCGGUACUCCUUGGCUACAGCAAAGAGAAGAACCUGGGCAUCGAGAGAGGGUAUGAUUCCGUGCGACAUCUGAGUGAGGGCUCCUACAUAACACUGUUCAUUACCAUUGAACCACAGCUGGUUCCUGGAGAGUCAGUCAGAGAAAAGUUUGAUACCCAAGAAGAUGAGAAAUUGCUUCAAGCAGCAGAAAAAUAUGAAGUUGAAUGUACGUCAAAGUUUCCAAACCGUCAGUGCCUAACAACUGUAAUUGACCUCAAUGGGAAAACAGUUUUUAUUACCAGAUACAUCAAGCCUCUCAAUCCACCCCAAGAGCUCCUUGAUGCCCUCCCAGAUAGCUCUCAGACAACAGCAGAAUUGGUGGCUCGAUACGUUGCUUUGAUUCCCUUUUUGCCAGACAGUGUUUCAUUUGCUGGAAUUUGUGACCUGUGGUGUACAUCAGAUCAAUUUCUUGAUCUUCUGGCGGGGGAUGAGGAAGAACAUGCCGUGCUCUUGUGUAAUUAUUUUCUUGGUAUGGGGAAGAAAGCCUGGCUUGUCAUUGGAAAUGCUAUUCCUGAGGGACAAACCACGUACGUAUUAACUUUGGAACAAAGUCAGUACGUGAUUUGGAAUCCCAGCACUGGCUGCUUUUACAGGCACUAUGAUACUUUCUGCCCCUUGCAAAGCGUGUACUGUCUGAUCAGCUGCGAUAACAUUUGGUUUAAUAUCCAACAGUGGGACUCUCCAGUAAGGAUAAGUUUUGAUAUCAGCAAACCAAAACUUUGGAAGCCUUUCUUUUCAAGAAGCUUACCAUACCCUGGGCUCUGCAGUGUUCAGCCUGAAGAAUUGGUGUAUCAGCAUUCAGACAAGGCUGCUGCAGUGGAACUACAGGGCAGGAUUGAAAAAAUACUAAAAGAGAAGAUUAUGGAAUGGAGACCAAGGCAUUUAACUCGCUGGAACAGAUACUGUACCUCCACCCUACGUAACUUCCUGCCUCUGCUGGAACAAAACCAAGGCAAAGAUGUAGAAGAUGACCAUCAGGCAGAGCUGCAAAAGCAGCUUGGAGAUUACAGGGUGUCUGGAUUUCCUAUUCAUAUGCCAUUUUCUGAAGUCAGACCUUUAGUAGAAGCUGUACACAGUACUGGAGUUCACACCAUUGAUGUUUCCAAUGUUGAAUUUGCUCUAGCUGUGUACGUUCAUCCUUAUCCCCAAAAUGUUCUCUCCACAUGGAUUUAUGUUGCUUCACUGGUACGGAAUCGGUAGUACAGAGCAGUCAGAACACCUCAACUCUGGAUGGAGGGGGGAAAUAACAGAUUUCUCACACUGCUGAUUUGAGCUAUCCCAGGUAGCUUGAAAGUCUUGCAAGAACCCGAUUUUUCAGAAGCUGCAAACGUUUAGCUUUGUUCAGCUUAAAACCACAGGAUGUAACUUAACCUCAACCAACAGUUCUGGAAUUUCAAGUAAGCUGUCCGUUUCCUCUUUAUUUCUGUACAUUACUUUAUAACUCCCUGUGGGACUUGCCAUGCUUAAAAGCAUUAAAAAAAUGCACAUAGUUAGUGAACUCA